Molecule: messenger RNA, 1472 nt
Organism: Carica papaya (papaya)
Lineage: Eukaryota; Viridiplantae; Streptophyta; Magnoliopsida; Brassicales; Caricaceae
Product: transcription factor IBH1
Biological process (GO): regulation of DNA-templated transcription
Source: RefSeq, a predicted model, not a curated record
CACUCUCUCCUUCCUCUUUACACCUCCCAUUUCCAAUCCUCUCUCUCUCUCUCUCUCUCUCUCCCUGUUCUCUUCUUUCUUCACGAUCUGUUUCUCUCUCAUUCUCAUUCUCUGCACAUGCUUUUGUUUUUCCUCCUGAAAACCUCCCCAUCCACAUCUCUCUCUCUCUCUCUCUCUUUUCUCUCUCUUCCAAUUUAUUGUUUUCUGGUUGGUGUGUGUAGAUACUGUGUGUCAGAGUUUAACUAAAAAUUUUCCUUUUGUCUUUCUGAAACUCAGAGGUGUCCCUUCCUGUCAGAACCCAAUAUCUCUCCUCACCCAUCAUAUAUCUCUCCUUACAAACCCUAAUUACCUCCAUGAAUCACCACCGUCCUUCCCUCAAGUCUAGGUUUACAAGACGCUUUCUUCCCGCCCUCAUCGAGAUUACUAAACAACCCCUCACUUCCAUAGCCUCCUCAUCCUCUCCAAACCAACUCUUUCGACGAUACAACAGGGUCAAGAUCGCCGCUGACAAGUCCAUGGUUCGGGCAGUCGGGUCAAAGCGAGCUUGGACACGGGCUCUUCUUUUCAAGAUCAGGAAUCAAGCACGCCGCCGGGGUUUAGCCAGGAGGAUCAGAAGCCAGUCUUUGAUGAUCAAGAGGUCAACAAGUAUUAUUGCUUCUACUACUUGCGGGAAAGAUGAGAAGAAGGAGGAAGACGAUGAUAGGGUUGAGCAAGUGGAGGAGCUUCGGAAGCUGGUGCCCGGAGGUGAAGCCAUGGAUUUGUGCAGGUUGUUGGGUGAGACAGCACAUUACAUAAAGUGUCUUAAUACUCAAGUUCAGGAGUAGAUUAAAUUCAGGAAGCUUCAAUAAGGUGAGAGACACACACAUAUUUAAGUACAUGAUAUGAUCAUCAUCUCUUUGCAUUCUGAUCAGAAAAGUAAUUAAUUAUAUAUAAACUUCCUUCAUACAUGUAUGUGUAUACCUAUACAUACAAAUUAAACCAUUCACAGGGAAAUCAAAGAUUGCAAGAAACAAAAAAGAGAUUAAAGAGAGAAGGGUAUAAGAAAAGUAAACUAAAUGAUGAAUAUAUAUAUAUAUAUGUAUAUAUUGGUAGAUAUAAUUAUAUAUGAUCUAGCGGAGUUUGUGUUGGGUGUGUUUAGGGUUGUCAUGCAUUUGCUUGUAAAAAGUGCUGACCUAAUCAUUCCUCUAUGUCGACUUUCCCUUCUCCAUGCCUACUGGCUACUGUGUUUAAACCUUUAAAUUCUUAAAUCAAUAACUCAUCAAAUCAGUUUUUUUUUCCUGUCUAAUUAAUUUGUUUCUUAUUGUGUUUUUGCAAGUAAUCCAAAAUUGUGCAUCAGUUUGGAAUCCAAUCAAUAAAGCGGAAAACUCUAAUCAUUUUGUGGUCAACAAUCACUAGAAUUGUGUCUUUUCCAAUCCACUACUGUACAGAUUGAUUUAAAUCCCUCAUACAUGCAUAAAGUGCUUCUCCUGCAA